Messenger RNA from Geosmithia morbida, 1869 nucleotides. RefSeq names its product GTPase. Gene Ontology annotation, molecular function: GTPase activity; GTP binding. Gene Ontology annotation, cellular component: mitochondrion. Bases 1 to 1869 code for a protein of 622 amino acids. The transcript has a single exon. The record is from RefSeq and is a predicted model, not a curated record. Lineage: Eukaryota; Fungi; Ascomycota; Sordariomycetes; Hypocreales; Bionectriaceae.
AUGACAAAUAGGCGCUCACGGGUUGCCUUUACACUGGCCCCCUUUCUCUACCCGCAUCUCACAAGUCCCUCCGUUCUUCGAAGCUCCCAGCGUACAUCCGCCGCUGUCACGACAGGCUUCACAACCACCUCCUUGACGCGCUCGCAGGUGCGCCGUUCUUCAUCGUCGUCCCCGAACCUUUCCAAUACUAGCGCCUCUGCCGUCAAUGGCAUCCCCGAGUCUCAUCUGAAUCCGGCACCCGACGACUAUGCCGCUCCCAAGUUCGCCGACAAGGCACAGAUCGCCCUAUAUGCAGGUCGCGGUGGCAAUGGCUGUGUCUCCUUCCUGCGAGAUAUGUUUCUGCCUGAGGGCCCUCCCAACGGGGGCGAUGGUGGGAACGGCGGAAAUAUUUACAUUCAGGCUGCCCCUGGAGAGACAUCCCUGUAUAAACUCGCCCGAAGACGCUUUGCGCGUGCCCCCGCCGGCAAGCACGGUCAGGGCAGUGCGAGGAGCGGCACCAGGGGCGAAGACGUCAUCAUCACGGUUCCCGUCGGCACUGUUGUGCGCGAGCUGGAGCGCUACGACCCCGUCGCAGAGGAGGAGACAAACCUCAAGAUUUGGCAGGACAUUGAGAAGCAGCGCAGGAAAGAAGAACGCAUUGCCGAGGAGGAGAGGAGGCGGAGGCUUAAGGGGAACCCCGAGGAGAAGGAAGAGUAUGAGGAGGCUAUCCGGUACUCGGGGAAUUCCGAACGAAGCCGCGAUAUCGAAGAGGAGGAGGAAGAUUGUUCCGAGGAAGGUGUGCAAGACCCCAGGAGGGACAAGUGGCUCCUCUACCCAGGAAUGACUAAGGGCGACAUGAAGGCUGCCGAGUUCCCCAAGCUUCCCCGUCGCGCCCGGCCCCUAUACCAGCCGCCGGGACCCAUCGUCCUCGACCUCUCCCGCCCGACGGAGCAGCCCAUCCUGCUAGCCGCCGGUGGUGUUGGUGGACUAGGAAACCCGCACUUCACGUCGCGCGCCCAUCCCCGGCCCGUGUUUGCAACCAAGGGGAGUGGAGGUGUGACGAUGAAGAUUGAGCUGGAGCUCAAGCUCAUUGCCGACGUCGGCCUCGUGGGACUGCCCAAUGCUGGCAAGAGCACGCUUCUGCGGGCGCUGACCAACAGCCGCACACGCGUCGGAAACUGGGCCUUCACCACUCUGCAGCCCAACAUUGGCACCGUCAUCCUGGACAAGUACUCUGGCCGCCCCACCGUUGCCGCCCGACCGGCCAACAGCGACUCGACGGACAAUACGGGGCCCCGGACUCGCUUCACAGUCGCCGAUAUCCCUGGUCUCAUCGAAGGUGCCCACCUCGACCGCGGCCUCGGCAUCGCCUUCCUCCGCCACGUCGAGCGCGCUGGUGUCCUCGCCUUUGUCAUCGACCUCGCGGCCGGCGACGCUGUGGCUGCCCUCGACGCCCUGUGGCGUGAGGUGGGCCUGUACGCUCGCAUGCGCCAGGCCGACGAGCAGGAGCGCGAGGCUGCCGAGCGCAUCGACUGGAGCCUGACGUCAGACUCCGAAGACUCUGGUCGCACCCUGACGGCGCAGGACAUGCUUGGCGCCCGACGCCAGCACGACGGGGACGAUAACCACAGCGUCCUGGCGCCCGGCGCGGAACGCAUCGCCAGCAAGCCCUGGUUCGUCGUCGCCACCAAGGCCGAUCUCCCCGAGACGCAGGCCAACUUUGGCAAGCUUAGGGCCUACCUCGACGCCAUCUCAAAGGGCGAGGCCCCCCACCCCAGCGGCGUCGAUGGUGCUUGGACAAAGAAUUGUACCGCUAUCCCCGUGAGCGCUAUCAACGGCCAGGGCGUCGACCGCAUUGUGCACUGGACGGCCGGCCUUCUCGAUCUAUAA